Fusarium venenatum is the source of this 702-nucleotide messenger RNA. RefSeq names its product RmlC-like cupin domain-containing protein. Gene Ontology annotation, molecular function: manganese ion binding. NCBI's taxonomy places the organism in Eukaryota, Fungi, Ascomycota, Sordariomycetes, Hypocreales, Nectriaceae. The record is from RefSeq and is a predicted model, not a curated record. Gene Ontology annotation, cellular component: cell wall.
AUGUUCUCCAACGUCAAGCUCUCCAUCAUCACUGCCUUUCUGGCUUAUUCGCCCCUUGCAACUGCUGCCCCUCAGGGUAAAGACAUGAGCACCAAGACCAGUCUGGUCACCAAGCUGCGACUAGCUGACAGUGUUGUUGAUCGCUACAACCUCCUACCCGAGGACAAGGACUUCCACUUUAGCUUUAAUAGUACCCCGGCCCGUUUUGCCAAUGGCAAAACGUUCCCUGCUCUUACUGGAACUGGAAUUAGUCUGGCUGCUGCUGAAAUUCCAGGCUGCUCCAUGAUCGCAGUCCACACCCACCCUCGAGCAGCAGAGCUCUUUGCUGUUAUAUCCGGCCACCUCUACACCGAAGCCGUGCCCGAAGGCGGCGUCCUCGAUGCUGAAGGCAAGCCUCGUGUCAUCAGGAACGAGCUCGGUGCUGGUGAAGCAACUAUCUUUUAUCAAGGAGCGAUGCACUACCAAAUCAACACCGAGUGCGAUGCCGCUUUUGCGCUGGCUGCUUUCCCGUCCGAGGAUGCUGGUGCUGCUGGUGUUGCGGCUGGACUCUUCUCUGUCAAAAACGAGGCUCUGGUCAACACUUUUGGAGAGGUUAUCGAGGGUGAUGAUAUUGAUAAGAUUAGGGAUAGUAUAUCCAAGGAUGCUGGUUUCAAGGUUGAUCAAUGCCUUUCCAAGUGUGGUAAGCAGAAGCGUCAGGCUUAG